AUGAAAGAGAAUCAAACCCCAAACAAGGUCUUUGCACGCUCCGCAGAUAAUCGCAAUGGCAGAUUCAAGGAUUUUCCAUCCAAGAAGUCUAUCAAGAUCGCAAACAAGAGCUUGAAUGCAGCAUUUACAUCCGUUUCUGAAGAUUCCGUGGAUUUAUCACCGAUCUCUGAGAUCUCAGACGUAAAUCGCAGCGAAGAUGUCACAAGCUUCUUGUUGGAAGAACCUACCUCGUUGGAUUUGCUUCCGUCUUAUAUAACUCCUCCUAAAAAGAUCAGUGACACAACGGGAAUUAGUUCCACUAAUUGUUUUGGUACCAAUGAGUUGGAUAGUUCCAAGUUCGCUUCUGUGGAGGCUGAGAUUGCUGUGAAUUUUCUCAGAAAUGUUAAACCUGAGCUCCUCAAUUCGGUUAAUGCUGCUCCCCAAUAUAGAAAGCUUAUGGAUGAAAUAAUUGAGUAUGUCAUACAAGAUUUCCAUACCAAUACCCUGCCAGAAGAGGGAGACAACUUUGCUCAAGUUCUUUCAGAGAAAAAUCGAAUGCUGUUUCUAUGUAUCUUCAUUUGGAUCGUUGGGGUAUCGGUUGUGAUUUUCUUCACUUCAGAUAUUCAUACUACUUACUGUGGACCUAUGCCAACUUGA
Molecule: messenger RNA, 636 nt
Organism: Gastrolobium bilobum
Lineage: Eukaryota; Viridiplantae; Streptophyta; Magnoliopsida; Fabales; Fabaceae
Product: protein SINE3
Exons: 3
Coding region: 1-636 (211 amino acids)
Source: RefSeq, a predicted model, not a curated record